GGGAGAGCCGAGAUCCUGCUGCUGACCGAGAUCCCACUUGGCUGAAACAACUCGGAGAGGGCGUGUUUGGCCGAGACACCGGUGAAGGCCAGGUUCCUGGGCGUGUCCUAAGGGCUAAGGGACCUGGAGGACCCGUCCAGGACCACCAAGUGGUGACAGCGCCGGCGGCUGUGGACCAAGGAGCGAAGGCAGCUGGACGGGGGCGGGACCUGAAACUGGGGCCAGCGCCUCACGCAGUGGGCUUGACCUCUGCGGUCCGCAACCCGCUGUCUCAGGGCAACCCCUACUUGGUGGAACCAGAGGACCUUGCAUGCUGCUGGUUCCCAGGGAGGCUGAGGCCGCCGCACCCUCUUCACCGAGAUGGCCCUGCAAGGCGCCGAGAACGCGGCCAACACGGGGUCGUGCCCUGUCCCAGGCGCCCCGAGUGACACCGGGUCCUCCUCCUCUGGGCUGUGGGCCGCACUCUACGACUAUGAUGCGCGCGGCGAGGACGAGCUGAGCCUGAGGCGCGGCCAGCUUGUGCAGGUGCUGUCCCAGGACGCCGCGGUGUCAGGGGACCAGGGCUGGUGGGCCGGCCAGGUGCAGCGGCGCCUGGGAAUCUUCCCUGCCAGCUACGUAGCGCCGUGUCACCAGGUGUCAUCGCCCGCGCUGCCCCCGCCAAGACCCUGCUCGCCGGUGCACGUGGAUUUCGAGCACCUGGAGCUCAAGGAGCUGAUCGGCGCAGGAGGUUUCGGGCAGGUGUAUCGCGCCACUUGGCAGGGCCAGGAGGUGGCGGUGAAGGCAGCGCGCAGGGACCCAGAGCAGGAUGCUGCUGCGGCAGCCGAGAGCGUGCGGCGGGAGGCGCGGCUGUUCUCCAUGCUGCGGCACCCCAAUAUCAUCGAGCUGCGGGGUGUGUGCCUGACACAGCCUCACCUCUGCCUGGUGCUGGAGUUCGCGCGUGGAGGGGCGCUCAACCGCGCGUUGGCCACCGCCGCAUCCAAUCCCAGCACGCCAGGCCAGCACCGAAGGUUCAACAUCCCCCCACAUGUGCUGGUCAACUGGGCUGUGCAGAUCGCCCGGGGCAUGCUGUACCUGCACGAGGAAGCCGUGGUGCCCAUCCUCCACCGCGACCUCAAGUCCAGCAACAUUUUGCUGCUGGAGAAGAUAGAUCAUGACGACAUAUGUAACAAGACACUGAAGAUCACGGACUUCGGGCUAGCACGGGAGUGGCACAGGACCACCAGGAUGAGUGCAGCGGGCACCUACGCCUGGAUGGCCCCUGAGGUCAUCAGGUCCUCGCUGUUCUCUAAGGGCAGCGACAUCUGGAGUUAUGGUGUGCUGCUGUGGGAGCUGCUGACAGGUGAGGUCCCUUACCGUGGCAUCGAUGGACUGGCCGUGGCAUAUGGGGUAGCGGUCAACAAGCUCACACUACCCAUCCCAUCCACCUGUCCAGAGCCAUUUGCCAGGCUCAUGAAAGAAUGCUGGGAACAAGACCCUCAUAUCCGUCCCUCGUUUGCCUUAAUUCUUCAACAGCUGACUGCAAUUGAAGGGUCCCUCACAAGUGAAAUGCCCCCGGAGUCCUUCCAUUCCAUGCAGGACGACUGGAAACAGGAGAUCCAGCAAAUGUUCAGUGAGCUGAGGACCAAGGAGAAGGAGCUGCGUUCCCGGGAGGAGGAACUGACUCGAGCAGCACUGCAGCAGAAAUCCCAACAAGAGCUGCUCAGACGCCGGGAACAGCAGCUUGCAGAGCGCGAAAUCGACGUGCUGGAACGGGAGCUCAACAUCCUCAUCUUCCAGCUCAGCCAGGAGGCACCACAAGUGAAAAAGAGGAAGGGAAGGUUCCGGAGGGGGCGGCUGAGGCUCAAAGAUGGCCACCGCAUCAGCCUGCCUUCAGAUUUCCAGCAUAAGAUCACAGUGCAGGCCUCCCCAAGCCUGGACAAGCGCCGGAGCCCAGACAGCAGGCUGUGCAGCCCACCUGGCAGCCCUGCAAUGCUACCCCGUCUCCGAGCUAUUCAGUUGACUUCAGAUGAAAGCAAUAAAACUUGGGGAAGAAAUGUGAUCUUUCGACAAGAAGACUUUGAAGAUGUGAAAAGCAAUUUCAAGAAAAAAGGUUGUACGUGGGGACCAAACUCCAUUCAAGUGAAAGAAAGAGUUGCCAGGGUCAGGCCUCUCUCAGAUGGGAACAGCCCUUGGUCAUCUGUAUUAAUGAAAAGUCAGAAGACCACACCUUUGACUUCAUUGUUUGUGGACCAGACAGGGUCUUGUGAGGAGCCAAAACUUGUCCCCGAUGGAUUGGAACAUAGAAAACCAAAGCAAAUGAGGUUCCCUGGCCAGGCCUUUGUUGGUCUACCUCUUUGCAAAGACAGUCAGAAAGAGAACCUAGUAGAGACUGAUGUCCAAGAAGAGGCACCCUCUCCAGGCUCCCCUCGGGGGACCCCAGCAAAUAGCUUGACUGCACCCAUGCUGAGGAAGAAAACAGAGUCAGCACUGUAUGACUGUGCGAUGCUGUUGGCUUCGGUGACUUUGGGCCUAGACUUCAGGGAGCUACAUGGAUCCCAGGCCCCUGAAGAACUAUCACCCAAAGAGGAAAAGGAGGAAGAAGACGCCCUCCAGUGGUCCUCCAGGUCCCGAGAAAGUACCAGUCCAUCCCUGAGGCAGCCAGCUGUAGGCAGAACACCCAGUGGUUUGCCUUCUCUCCCAAUGCCAAGUACCGCAAGCCUUUUCUUGAAGCCUUCUCUUUCCACGGGGUGUUCAGUACAGAUAGAUAAAGACAAACCACACACAGAAAACACUCAGAUCUCUUGUGACCCCACAACACUCACUCCAGAGUACUGUUCUGCAGACCUAGAAAGCAGCUGCCAGCCUAUCCCUGUGCAAAGACUUGAGACUGAACAUGGUGUGUUAAGGAGCCCAUCCCCUGCCCUCCUGGGACAGUCAGAUGAGACUCUCCCUGUCUGUGCCAACUCAGGAGAGAGAGCAUCGCAUCAGAGGUGGAUGAUGUCAGACCAAACUCCUUUCAAGUCUCUAAGUGCCCUUAGAGCCUCCAGGCCACCACACUCUGCCUCACCUGGUCCUCAAAGUGACCUGGCAAGCCAGGACUCUCCUCAGCAAGCCCAAGGUGUCUGGACUGAGCAUCACGCAUGCGCUGUCUCCCCACAAAGCCCACAAGCCGUCUCACUGAGGACAGCAUCCCUGCCUGCCUGGGCACGUGACAUGGACCAUGCAACACCAGCCUCUGCCAGUUUCCUUGGCACUCAGGAGAGAAGCAGAUACCAGGGACUUUCCUUCCUGGACAUUGACGUGGAAGGUCAGAGCAACGACUGCACCGUGCCCCUGUGUAGAGUGAAGAGCGUGGCAUGCCAACCAGCCAUCUAUGCCCUGGAAAAAGAUUUUCUGACCUAAGCUUUUACCCUUCCAGCAUUAAUGUUGGUGGAUAGUGAAAACAUUGUAUGUGCCUUUGUGCAGUGUCUAGGUGCUGUGUUGCAAAGCUGUGACCACAUGACUCAGCUGGUGGUGGAAGCUAGCUCCAAAGAGUAUUUGUGACUGCUAGUGGCUGUUGGCAUCAAGUGGCACUGGAUUUGAAUUACACAGUAUCUUGAAAUGCCCAGAACUAUGCAAAAACAGGAACUAUGCACCAUGCCAGCUUCGACGGGUGACCAAGGGGGUUCCACACAUCCUCCUUGCUUAUGCCUUGUUCACAGCAUACAAUGAAGUUGCAGUGAACCCAUCCCUUCUUUCA
Nannospalax galili (Upper Galilee mountains blind mole rat) is the source of this 3718-nucleotide messenger RNA. It is a transcript of the gene Map3k21, whose product is annotated as mitogen-activated protein kinase kinase kinase 21. Lineage: Eukaryota; Metazoa; Chordata; Mammalia; Rodentia; Spalacidae. Gene Ontology annotation, molecular function: ATP binding; JUN kinase kinase kinase activity; protein binding. Gene Ontology annotation, biological process: protein phosphorylation. The record is from RefSeq and is a predicted model, not a curated record. Bases 361 to 3381 code for a protein of 1006 amino acids. The transcript is spliced from 11 exons.